Messenger RNA from Plasmodium adleri (nom. inval.), 4197 nucleotides. RefSeq names its product conserved Plasmodium protein, unknown function. NCBI's taxonomy places the organism in Eukaryota, Apicomplexa, Aconoidasida, Haemosporida, Plasmodiidae. The transcript has a single exon. The record is from RefSeq and is a predicted model, not a curated record. Bases 1 to 4197 code for a protein of 1398 amino acids.
AUGCACAAUAAUAGUAAGAAAGCAUCAUUAAGUAAUAGAAGACAAGAAAAGAUACUUUCAAGCUCUUUUAUAAAAACGAACAAUUAUGGUAAGAAUGAAUAUAAGAGCAAAUGUAUGUAUAGUCCUAUAGAUAAUAUAAAUAAUUUAAAUAAUGAAUGUUUUGAACGUAUUUCUAAGAAUUCUUGGUAUGAUACAAGUUGUUUGAAAAGAAAUAAGAAGAACGAUGACAUUUUUUUAUUCUGUAUAGAAAAUAAAAAAAAAAAUGAUAAUUCCCAAACAAAUACAUCUUAUAAUAAGAGCGAAAAUGUGUCAAAUGAAUUAGUGAAUACAUUUUCAACAUUAAAUGAAAAAAGAAAUAAUAAUAUUAUUACGCCUAUGAAUGUUUUGAAGACAUAUAUAAAUGAUGAAUCAUCCAAUGAAAAUGGGAAAAAAAAAAUAAAGAAAAAAAAGAAAAAAGGUUAUUAUAAUUGUAAUUACGUAAAUUAUGAUAAUAAUUUAGAAUCAUAUAAAAGUAUUUCAAUAAAUAAUAUAAAAAAGAAGUAUAAAAAUAAAAGUAUAAUAAAAAAAUCGUACAAUUUAUUUAACACAGAUUGUUACAAUAAAAAGGAACAUGUCAAAAAUGGUAGUUCUCUAACAUUGAAUACUCCUAAAAAUGUUAAACCGGAUAUGUUCGAAAAAUGCAAUAGUGAGUUUGAUAAGUUUUUAACAACAAAAGGUUUUAAAAAUGAGUUAUCAAUGAAUAAUAAAAUGAGUUUGAAUAAUAAAGAUAUUAGAAAUAUAUUUCCAAAUUAUGAAAGAACUAAUUCGUUAAAUUAUUAUAACAAUUACGAUGGACACAAAAUUAAUAAAAAUCACAAUUCAGUUGUAAAAAAUGAAAAUAUAUAUAUGAAAAGAUAUAACAUUCCUCAUUUGUAUAAUGAUGAUAAUAUAUACGAAACGUAUGAUGAAAAUAUAUUAGUUCAGGAUUUACAAGAAAAGAAAAAAAAGAAAAUAACUAUGACUAAUUUGCAGUCUACAAAUAAUAAUGUGAUUGAACAUAAGAAAAAAACAACCCUGAUAUGUAAUAAUAAUAAGAAUGAUAAUAUACACACAUAUUUUAAUAAUAAUAAUCAUUAUUUUAACAAUAUUGAUGGACAUGAUACUGAUUCAAUAUUUUAUGAAAAAAAAAAGAAUGAAUAUAAGAUAAAUUUAUUUCUGCCUAGUAAUUCAUCAUAUCAUUCAAAGGGGGAACAAAUAAAGAAUAAUAAUUACAUAUAUAUGAAAAAUCAUACAAAAUUAAAGAAAAAUCACAUCGAUGAAAAGGAAAAAAAAAAGAGUUAUCUUAGAAGCCCUUUAAAAAUAUCUCAUUCAACUUCAAAAAGUAUCAUAUUAAAAAAAAUUAUGAAUGAUUAUACAAAUGAUGACAAUAUAAAUAGUAAUAUUCUUUUAUCGAAUAAUAACACACAAGAACUAUAUAUUAAUAAUGAAUCAAAAUUAUGUUUAGAUGAUAAAUCGUUAUUUUAUACAAAUAAUGAAACCAAAAUUUCAUUCAGCAUAGAUUUUAAAAUAUAUCCUCCUAUACUUAUGAAAAAUAUUACUCAGUUAAAUAUAUAUAUAGAAAAUAAAAUGAUAAAGAAUAUUUAUAUAAGUGAGUUUCCUCAAACAUUUUCUGUUAUUCUUCAACAUUGUAUAAAAAUAAAUAAUGAAAAGGCAUAUAUUAAAAUAAAGAAUAAAAUAAUUCAUAUGAAAGAAACGAAUGUUAUAAAAUUUGUUUUUUUUAAAAAUGAAAAAGUUAUAGGAUGUUCAUAUAUUAGUGUAACAAAUUUAUUAAAUUUAGGAUUAGAAGGAGGUGUAUUCUUAUUAGUUGAAGAAUAUAAAAAUGAAAAUAACAAAAAAAAUAAUAUGCAAGUAAAAAAUUCUCAAAAAUUAAAUGAUGUACACCAAAUAAAAAAUUCUCAAAAAGUAAAUGAUGUAUACGAAAAAAAAAAUUAUUGUGAUAAUUUUCAUAAAAUACCUAUUAAUAUGCAAGAUGUCCAAAUAAUGAAAUCCAAAAUAUUUUUGAACUAUAAAAUAAAUUGUCCUAAAUUUCUUAUAAAUACCAUUUCACCUAGUGAUAUUAUAACAACUAAAGAAAAAAUAAAAUACUUGGAAGAUAUGAUAAGGCAGAUAUAUUAUUCAUUCCAGAGUUACAACAUAAAUCAAACUAUAAGAAGCACAAAUUUACUUAAAUAUCUUAAUGAUCGUUCCAUAAGAAAACAAAAAAGAAGUGAAAUCAUACAUUUAGAAAAUAAUAACAAUGUUAAUUUUUCUAUAAAUAACUUGAGAAUUUCAAAUAAGAAGAAUGAACAAAUUGGAGAAGGAAAAAAGGAUAAUAGUGAAUUGAUGAAGGUAAACAAACCAAAAGGAUAUCAUAUUGAUAUUAAAAAAAUAAAACAAAAUAAUGAAAACAUUAUAGAACAUAACAAAGAUACCAUGUGUUAUCAAGAGAAAUUAAAAAUACUAGGAAUACUUAAUAAAAAGGAUGAUGACAAUUUAAGUGAGAGUAAAAUAGACGAAUGUACACAUAAAUAUAUUUCAAAUGAACAAAAUGAUUUGAUAUGCGUUGUAAAUAAUAUAGAUGAAAAUUAUAAUAUUCAUUAUGAGGAAAAUGUAUAUAAUGAUAUUACAAAUGGUAAUAAUUACAUUGAUAAAAAAAAUAAUAAUAAUGAUAAUUAUAAUAGGAACCAUUUUAAUAAAAAUAUUGUAGAAAAAGAAAAAUUUUUAAUACAUAAAGAUCAUUUUAAUGUACAAGAAAAUAGUGAUAAUGUCAAUUUAAAAAAUAUAAAGGAAAAUUUUAAAAAGGAUAAUAAAUUGCAUGAUGCUGAAAAGGUAAAUAACAAUAUUGAACAUAGAAAUCAUACUACGGAUAUAAAUAAUAAUAUAAAUCAUACAUCUAAUUUAUAUUUUAAAAAGGAUGAUAAUAUAAUAAAACCUUUAUAUCACAAUUUUAAUAACCAUAUUGAAGAAAAGUUAGAUAUUAAAAAAUUUAUCAGUAAUAUAUAUAAAAGAAACAAACAUAUGAAUAUUAUUAUGAAAAGGAAAGAUAACGAAAAAUAUCAUAUAAAAAGAAAAACAUACACAACUAAUUCAAUUUUUUAUAAAAAGUAUAUUGAUAAGAAAAAAGAAAUAAAAAAAUUAAAAAACAUAAUUGACAAAUAUAAAAAGGAAUUAAAAUUAAGUAGGGCCCAAGUUGAAAAUUUAAAAUGCAGCAAUCAUAAUACAAGUAUAUUAUAUAAAGUAUUCUAUAGAAAAAUCAUGAAAAGAAGUAAUAAUGAUCACAUGUUUUAUAAUAUCAAAAAGAAUAAAUAUAAAUCAAAUGAUAACUUUGAAAAAAACAAAAAAGGGCAUAUACUGAGGAAAACGUGUUCACUUAAUAUUAUAGGGGGGUAUUUAAAAAGCAAAGAAAACAAUAUGGAAAAUAAUAAAUAUAUUUAUGAUAAUAUAAAUAUGGAUGAUAAUAAACAUAUUGAUAAUAAUAUAAAUGUAGUUAAUGAACUUGUGAACAAUGAUAAUUAUAAGAAAAAUUUGAAUUGUCUUAUUAAUAGUAAUAAGGAUAACAUAAUAUGUUCGAAAAUAACUACAAAUGUAAUCUUAAAUAAUAACACAGAAUAUAUCGGACAUAAAAUGAACUCUCAUAAAGCUCUUAGAGCACACACUAAUAAAUAUGAGAAUGAGAUACAAUUUUAUUCAGAUUCUACAUAUGAAAGAAUUAUAGAUAUUAAAAAUAAUAAGAAGCAACACAAUAUAUAUAAAAAAACAUUUACAAAAACAAAGCACAAUACUACAAAUAUUAUUUCAACUACAUUAGAUAUAAUAGGAACAAAUAAAAAUUAUGAAAAUACGGAGAAACAGCUAGAAUUACUUUUAAAAAAAAAUGUAACAUUAAAAGAACAAAUAAAUAAGUUAAAAAUAAAUGAUCAAGGAUUUUUAUAUAAUAUAAAAAAAAAAAUAAACGAAAGACAUACAACAAAUAAUAAUGAAAAAUAUAAUAUCAAAAGAAAUAUUUAUGCGUCUUUUAAUGAUUCAACUGAAAAUAUAUAUAACAUAAGUGUAAAUAAAACUCGUAAUCCAAUUAUCAAUAUGAAAAAUACGAAGAAAAAUAGAUACAGUAAUAAUACACGAUUCCAUUACCCACUAAAUUUAAUAAAGCAAUAUUCAUAUGAUUAUACAUCGGAUUAA